Messenger RNA from Saprolegnia parasitica CBS 223.65, 577 nucleotides. RefSeq lists its product as hypothetical. The coding region runs from base 1 to 513 and encodes 170 amino acids. Lineage: Eukaryota; Oomycota; Saprolegniomycetes; Saprolegniales; Saprolegniaceae. The transcript has a single exon. The record is from RefSeq and is a predicted model, not a curated record.
AUGGUCAAGCGACGCCGCAACACGGGCGACGGCGCCAAGAAGCGCUUCAAGGCCGACAAGAAGGCCGACAAGAAGGCCGAGUCGGUCGCCGAGGGCGAAGCGCCGGUGCCUGCGACGGGCAACAGCAACGACACGGAGAACAAGCCGACGCCCGAGCUCAUCCAGGAGGCCAAGUACUACCUCGAGCAGUGGCAAAAGUUUACGGCCGACCCCAGCGCCAAGACCGAGACGGGCGAGCCGAUUUGGCGCUUCAAGAAGGCCAAGCAGGUGUGGAUCCUACGCUGGAUGUACCGCGCCGACGUCGUCAACAAGGCGCUGUUUACGAUCGUGCUCGAGUACCUCGGUGGCAUGCAGGGCACGGCGCGCGACCGCGUGCUCCGCGAAGCCCAAGAUGUCGUCGACGCGACCAAGGACGACGGCGAGAAGGUGCCCGAGGCCGAGCAGACGCUCGAGCAAAAGCUACUGCGCCGGAAACUGAAGCGCGCGUACCAGAUCGCCAAGGUCUUGGCGUAAGGAGAAUCGGCCAUCCAACCAUCUACUAUUCUACUAACAACAACCACAAUCACUUUGAGAACCU